CAACUCCGAUGGAGGGGACGGGGACCACAGAACAUGAAUGACCGUCGGCAAUGCUACCCACCCCCAUGCUCCUCGGUAGGUACUUUUGGUACGCAGUCAGCCAUCCUGACCUUGAACCUACCAAGGUAGUACUCGCUCAAUAAGGACCAAUGUAUGUUGGCACCCCGCCCGUCCUCCCUCCUCCUCUCUCCCUCUUCGACCCCGUCCAAAUUUCAAAUUUAUUCUGAAACCGGUCCUCUGCCCGAACUUUGUGUGUCCAACAUCCAGAUUUCGGAACAGCGUCCUUCACCAUGGCGCCUCUUCGGCCAGUGCUCAUUCUCGCGCUGGCGACUAAUGUAAUGGGCGCAUCCGACAACAUGGGCCCUGCCGCCUUCUUUUGGCCGCCCGACCGUGCCUGGUCCGAACAAACGGACAACACGGCGCCGUGUGGCUCUGUUACUGGCGUCGGCAACAGAACAGAGUUUCCCCUGAGCGGUGGUAAGAUUGCGUUUACCGCCCAAGACGAUUCCUACAACACGCAGUUGAGCAUCUCUUUCAGCAACGACCCCCAAUCCCAAUCCGACUUCACCCCGCUCACCACGACCCCCAUCCCGGAGCUCGACCCGGGGCACACGUGCGUAUCGAUCGACUCCUCCUCCUCCUCCUCCUCGCCGCUCGCGGGCGCGGCAGCGGGCACCCCCGCCACCAUCCAGAUGCGCUACACGGCCGACUUCGACCGGCCCGAGAACCAGACCUUCUACGCCUGCGCCGACGUCGUCCUCGUCCCCGCCGCCGCCUUCAACCCGGCCGACGUGCCCUGCUUCAACGCCUCCGACCCGAUCGACGUGCCCGCUCCGACGGCCACCGGGGCGCCGACGGGGCUGCCGGGCCAUGGGGAGGACGGGCCGCCUUUGGUGGAUGGGGAUGAGGAUGAUAGUGAGAGUGUUGAGGGGGGUGGUGGUGGUGGCGGUGGGUUGUCGGCCGGGGCGAUUGCUGGCGCUGUGGUGGGGAGUGUGGUUGGGUUUGCGCUGAUCGUGGGCCUGGGGUUCUUGUUCUACCGCGAGCGUGAGCGUAAGAAGAGGCUGGUGCGGGAGAGGGAUGCUGGAAGGACUGUUAAGUGGGUCGAUGACGCGCAGGGCCGCGGUCAGGCUGGGAAGGACUCGACGUCGGUCGCUGGGGAGAGCAUCAGGAUGGGGAACCUGUCGGCGCAGGGUUGAUUGAAUGUGUGGGGGGUGGGUGGCAGUUGUGGUGGUGUGUAGUUGAGAGUUUUGACAUUUUGGUUCUCUACUACUGCCAAUCUGUGUAACUUAGGCUACGACGAGGCUUGCUGGAUGUUUUGCGGUUUGUCUUCAGGAAUGUCUCAGAUUGUUAGCAUCUCGUGUUAUCCAAGUCCGAUCAAUGUAGACGAAACCCCACAGCGUUGUGGCAAUGUGCAUCGCAC
This is a messenger RNA of Chaetomium fimeti, 1420 nucleotides long. RefSeq lists its product as uncharacterized. NCBI's taxonomy places the organism in Eukaryota, Fungi, Ascomycota, Sordariomycetes, Sordariales, Chaetomiaceae. The record is from RefSeq and is a predicted model, not a curated record. The transcript is spliced from 3 exons. The coding region runs from base 291 to 1196 and encodes 301 amino acids.